GCAGUAUUUUAACGUCUUCCAACCUGGCGAAUGUCGUACCUAUCAAAAUUUGAUUGCAAAUCAGCUAGAGUUAAAGGUAAUGUUUUUUAGUCUCGUGUUAAAUGACUAACUCAGCUUUGUCAACGCAAAGUGAAUUUUCGGUUAAUUUGUAGUCCUUUCAUGGAAAAUGUGUAUCUGUGAUUGUAAGCGUGAAUACACGUUAGUACGAGUUUGAUUAAUAGGGCAUGCAGUCAUCUGCCCACCUAUUUCUACUCUAAUACUAUAAGCUUGUUCUCUUCAUUUAAUUAUUUUAUGACGCAUAGCGAGACUGCACACUAUUAUUAUUUAUAUUUGAUUAGUAUUGCAAUGUUAAUCAAAGUAAUUUGGUCAAUGGCUUUAUCUAUUUAAAUAUUUAAACACAAACAUUGGCACAAGGAGCCACUAUAUUAUAUAUGUGUCAUACUUCAUCAAUCUAUUUGUCAGUUAGUUCAAACGUAUUUCGGAAAUGACCUCAUGUUCAUAUUCGACCCACUAAUACUUUGAGUAGACCAUACUCACAAACUGGAUAAAUUAACACAAGGAAACAUUCAAAUGCUUGUAAAAAACCGCAUCGUUUUAGUUGUGCGACAUGCUACGACUAGUUCAUAUCAGUUGUUUUCACUAUAAUUUCAAUAUGAGUUUAGAAUAUAAACUAUUGCUUUGGUUAUAAUGAAUGCAAAAUCGCACCAUGUUCAGAAGUUACUCAUUUCGUAAUGCCCCUAGACAGGCUAUUGCUGAUAAACUGCUCACAACGGGACUCCAGAAAGUCUUAUUUAAAAAUAAUCUUGUUAACUAAAGAGACAGACCUCAGUUUGAUAUUAUUGGAAAUGUGCCAUAUAUAAAAAUUUCGGUCUAGUUGUGGUGAUUCCUAAAUUGCUAAUGCAGGUUCAAUUUUUAGUAAUCCUUUUCUGGUAUGCUAUAACACCUGUAGUUAUUUUGCUAUUCCCAUCACUAUAAUAGUGUCAAUUUAAUAUUGGUUCCGUUCAGUAUCUAGAAGAUAAAAUCAAAAGAUAACAGCUCAACUAAGUAUUAUUUUACUCAGUACCUUCAUUGACAUUCUAGCGUGAAUGUAGAACUUAAUUUUCAUUGUAUUUGCGGGGGGUGGUUUUACCAGCUAACAAUUCAACAGUACGAAGUAGGUGCCUUGUAAUAUUUAGACUAAACCGGGGUGAUUCUCAAUUAUCUUUCAAGUUGUUCUAACCUGUUUGUUUCAGUCAUUUAAAGUGAUGGUUCCAUUAUUAUUUUCCAUCCUUAUGUACAAGUAUGCACUUAACUUUUUCAACUUUCCUGAACAUACAGUUAGUUGCGACAUCUGUUUGGUAUUUUUGUCACUACCAAAAUAAUUUGCUACAUGCUUUUCCAGUGGUAUAUGCCAUUUGUUUAGCACUUUUCAUACUAAAAUGAAUUUGUAAAUGCUUCACCUUAUAGGAUUAGCUUUUCAUCCUAAAAGACCAUGGAUUCUUAGCAGUUUGCAUACAGGAAUUAUACAGUUAUGGGAUUAUCGAAGUUGUACGCUUAUUGAAAAGUUUGAAGGGCAUGAGGGUCCUGUUCGAGGCAUCGACUUCCAUGCCAACCAGCCUUUGUUUGUUUCAGGCGGAGAUGAUUAUAAAAUCAAGGUGUGGAAUUACAAACAGCGAAAGUGUUUGUUCAAUCUGAUUGGUCACUUGGACUACAUAAGAACGACAUUCUUUCAUAAAGAAUAUCCGUGGAUCCUAAGCUCUUCAGAUGAUCAGACAAUUCGUAUUUGGAAUUGGCAGUCACGAGCUAUAGUAUCUAUUUUAACUGGACAUAGCCAUUAUGUUAUGUGUGCUCAAUUCCAUCCAAGAGAAGAUCUUAUUGUAUCAGCAUCUUUAGAUCAAACUGUGCGCGUUUGGGAUAUGUCAGGUCUGCGGAAGAAAAGUGUAGCUCCGUCGUCAUUGUCAAGUAUUGAGGACCACUCGCGACAUUUCACAGGGUCUUCUGGUUCUGGUGUUUCUGGUUCAAAUCUAUUUGGUCCAAGUCAUACAGAGUUGUUUGGAACAACUGAAGUAAUUGUUCGUCAUGUGCUUGAAGGUCACGACCGUGGGGUGAAUUGGGUAGCUUUUCAUCCAACUUUACCAAUAGUUGUAUCUGCAGCAGAUGAUCGACUUAUUAAAAUUUGGAGAAUGACUGAAUCAAAAGCUUGGGAAUUGGAUACACUUCGUGGUCAUUUUAACAAUGUUAGCUGUGUUGUGUUUCAUCCCAGACAAGACUUGUUACUUUCUGAUUCUGAGGAUAAAUCUAUCAGAAUAUGGGAUUUAGCCAAACGAACUUGUGUGUCAACUAUUCGUCGAGAUUCAGAUAGAUUUUGGGUUUUAAACGCUCAUCCGAAACUAAAUCUAUUUGCUGCUGGUCAUGAUACAGGAUUUGUUGUUUUCAAGUUGGAACGUGAGAGACCUGCAUUUACAGUAUAUAAAGAUUAUAUGUUCUAUGUGAAGCUUCCUCAUUUAAGACGAGUUGACUUUGCUGUUACCAAAGAUGUUCCCGUUAUUCAAUUACGAGAAGGUCGUGGUCAAGCUGUAAGUGUUGGUUACAAUCCAAUUGAGAAUGCCAUGUUAGUCUUAAGUCGGCCACGUCAAAGUGAACUAAACGCAUCAGCUAAUAUGUCCAUAACAAGUGGAACUAGUAUGGUCUAUGAUUUGUAUAUGUUACCUAAAACAAUGGGUAGUAGUAAUAGUCAACCUGAACAUGUUGAAAGUCGGUCAGGUAGCGGAAUCGCUGUCGCUUGGAUUGGUCGUAAUAGAUUCGCAGUUUUGGAAAGUUCUGGAUCAAUUGUUAUAAAAAAUCUUUCAAAUGAAAAUGUUAAAAAAGUAUCUUAUUCUGGUGUUGAUCAAUUUUUUUAUGCUGGAACUGGUAAUUUAUUAAUUCGUGAUUCUAAUGGGAUCAGUCUAUGUGAUGUUGCAAAUAAACGUACUUUAUCAACAUUGAAACAUAUCAAGUACAUUCGUCAUGUUAUUUGGUCACCUGAUGGUCAAUAUGUUGCUAUGUUCACUAAACUAUACCUUUAUUUAUGUGAUCGACAUCUGGAAGUCAAAGCUACUGUACAUGAAACUGUUAGAAUUAAAAGUGGGGCUUGGGAAGAACAUGGCGUUUUCGUCUAUACAACAAGUAAUCAUAUUAAAUAUUGCCUCUUAAAUGGCGAUUAUGGAAUAAUUCGAACACUUGAAUUACCUGUUUACAUUACACGAGUUCGUGGCAAUUCAGUAUAUUGUAUAGAUAGAGAUUGUUCACCACUUGUAUUCACCAUAGAUCCUACAGAGUUUCGUUUCAAAUUAGCUCUAGUUAAUCGUCGCUAUGAGGAAGUUCUUCAUAUGGUUCGUAAUUCAAAUCUUGUCGGGCAAGCUAUAAUUGGUUACUUAGAAAAGAAAGGUUAUCCAGAAGUCGCACUACAUUUUGUCAAAGAUACACGAACAAGAUUUUCAUUAGCUAUGGAUUGUGGUCAAUUAGAUGUUGGCUUAGAAGCUGCUCAAGCAUUGGAUGAUAAAGCUUGCUGGGAAAGACUUGGUGAAUUAGCUUUGAAACAAGGUAAACUACAAUUAGUGGAAAUGACUUAUCAACGAGUUAAAAAUUUUGAUAAACUCACAUUCCUAUAUUUGAUUACUGGAAAUUUGGAAAAAUUAAGAAAAAUGAUGAAAAUUGCUGAAAUUCGAAAAGACACAUCAAGUCAUUAUCAUAUUGCAUUACUUUUGGGUGAUGUUGCUGAACGUGUAAAACUACUACGUAAUUGUGGACAGAAACCACUUGCCUAUCUUACCUCUGCUACACAUGGUCUUCAACAGGAAACCAAAGAGUUGGAGGAACAGCUCACUGCAUUAUCGUUACAAUCUGUACCAGGUGAUUCAAAUGUUUCUUUUGUACCGGAAAUCGAUUCAAAUGCCAGCUUAAUAAUACCAUCACCGCCUAUUCUUCGAGCUGAUAAAAUUACUGAUGGAAAACCUUCAGAAACUGAUUGGCCUCUUCUAAGUAUACAAUUAGAUUUCUUUGAAACAGCAAUAGCUCAACGUCGAAAUGCUGCAUUAAAGUCAAAUAAUAAAAAUGAUGAACAAGAUAGCAAACUAAUUGGUACUUCUGUGGCAUCAGCCAGUUUACUUUUAGAUACAGAAGAUGUACCUGAAGGCGCUUGGGGAAAAGAUGCAAAUCUUGAAAUUGAUGAACCAAAUGAACUCGAUGAUGAAUUAGAUAUUGGUGGUGAUACAGUAAAUACAAAUGAAACUGGUGAUAAAAAUCCAGAGGAUGGUGGUUGGGAUAUUAAUGAUGCUGAUUUAGAGUUGCCAUCUGAUAUUCAAAAUUCCAGUACAGUUUUAACAAAUAAAAAUGAGAAUACAUAUGUUGCUCCAUCACCUGGUCGACCUAAUAGUUAUUUGUGGAGUGAAAAUUCUAAUUUACCAGCUGACCAAAUUAUGGCGGGAAAUUGGAUCAACGCAAUGCGUCUACUCAAUGCUCAGGUUGGAGUUGUCAACUUUGAACCGUAUAAAACAAUUUUUAUGAAUUUGUUCAGUGCAUCUCGUAUAAUGUGUAUGGCUUUACCAUUGGUACCAUCACAGUUUGCAUAUCCUCAACGCAACUGGAAAAAGGUUUCAUCGACAUCUGCUUUACCAGCUCCUGUAAUAAGUCUAAAUGACUUAAUAACUCGUCUACAAACAGCAUAUCAAUUAACAACUAAAGGGAAAUUUCAAGAUGCUAUUAAUCGUUUUCGAAUGAUUUUAUUAUCUAUUCCAUUAUUGGUAGUUGAUUCACCAUCGGAAGAAUCAGAAGCUCGUAGUUUAAUCAAUAUUUGUAGAGAAUAUAUUGUGGGUUUAUCCAUGGAAAUGACACGUAAAUCUAUGCCAAAGGAUACAAUAGCUGAACAGAUUCGUAAUGCUGAAUUAGCAUGUUAUUUUACACAUUGUCGUUUGGAAACACCACAUCUUAUAUUAACUCUUAGAACAGCAUUGAAUUUAUUGUAUAAACUGAAAAAUUAUCGAUCCGCUGCAACUAUGGCAAGACGUUUAUUAGAUUUGGCACCAUCCAUAGAAGUUGCUCAACAAACACGUAAAAUUUUACAAGCAUGUGAAUCAGUAACACCAAAUGAAGAUUCGCAUACAUUAAGUUAUGAUCCUUUAAAUCCUUUCGAUAUAUGUGCUGCUACUUAUACUCCUAUCUAUCGUGGUAAGGAUUCCGUACGUGAUCCUCUAAGUGGAGCAUACUAUGUACCAAUGAUGAAGGGUCAACUAUGCCGUGUAACUGGGGUUACAGAAAUAGGUAUUGAACACCAAGGGUUAGUAAUUCGAUCAAAUCGUUCUUAACAACUUGAUGGUCUUUGAUCAUCUACAUGUUAGUUUAUAAUGAUGAAUGAAAUCAGCCUGUAUGUUUAAAUAAUUUGAUAAUCCCUCAUUUGUACUCUGUGAUCACUUCUUUUCUCACCUAUCACCUCCUUUUGUUUUGCUCUUUAAUAUAAUAAACGGUGUAAUUCAUUUUUGGUUUGGUCUGUAUUUGCAAAAUAAAAGUUUUUUCUAAUAUUG
Messenger RNA from Schistosoma rodhaini, 5537 nucleotides. NCBI's taxonomy places the organism in Eukaryota, Metazoa, Platyhelminthes, Trematoda, Strigeidida, Schistosomatidae. The record is from the annotation of a GenBank genome assembly.